AUGAAUGUGCUCAUCUACAACGACGCCGGCGUAUCCGAAGCAUCAGUCAAAGGGAUUGCACGCUGCCUGAAGAUCCUGCUGGCGACGACGCACGACGUGCUCACUGUGAAUGCUCAUACGAUCGCAAAUGAUCCUUGGCAGGCGAGCACUUCGCUGCUCGUCAUCCCAGGAGGCAGAGAUCUCCCUUUCACCCAACGGCUGAAUGGCAAAGCAAAUGCAUGUAUUCGGCAGUGGGUAGAAGCCGGCGGUAGCUACCUCGGGAUAUGUGCAGGCGCCUACUUUGCGUCCGCGCACGUCGACUUUGAGGCUGGCUCUGCACUCGCCGUCAAAGGUGACAGAGAGUUGAGCUUCUUCGGCGGCACUUGCAAGGGGGCAGCCUUUCCCGGCUUCGUCUACGAAAGCGAGAGUGGCGCACGUCAUGUACCCGUUGCGCUCAACCAGGUUCACUGGAGCCGAGUCUGGUCAGACGUGCCUUCCCAAGCCGAGGUCUACUGGAAUGGCGGCGGCACCUUCCAAAUCUCCGAGAGCACGUCCCGUGCGACUGUUCUAGCAACCUACUCCGAACUUGACAAUGCACCGGCGGCCGUACUUUGCCACGUCGGCAAAGGCAAGGCACUUCUAUGGUCUGCACAUCCAGAAUAUGCCACCCGCACAGACAUGACCGACGAUCGGGUAGCACCCUUGAUGCUACCCACGCUCCUUUUGCUCGGUAUAGAGGUUGCUGAAGGUACCAGCACGCCUGCACCGCCAGUCUACUGUGUACAACAUCUGAUGAGCAACCAUAUGCUCGGCGUAGUAUCGAUCACGUCCGACAUACAAAGGGCGUUUGGUGAUGAAACGAUGUUGCGAGAUACGACAGACGUCUUUCGCAUCGUAGGCAGUGGCGAGCCAAACGAUUUUUUGCCGUUUGUCGGACAUCACGGUCGGCCAGAUUACCAGUGCGUACGGGCAUGGCUGCAAGGAAGCGUGCCACCGCUCUCGGUCACGCCUCUAUUCGAUUUCUCGGCCUAUUUUGCCGCACUCACUCGUAGGCGGCUGAGCUUGCUUGGUCGUGUCGUGCUGUAUGCGGAAACGCUGUCGAGCACCCAGACCACGCUCGACAAGAAUCCGAAAUGGCUCAAGGCCAUGCCGAGCGGACUCGUUUCGAUUGCGUCCCAUCAGACCGCGGGUAGAGGCCGCGGUGGCAACGCAUGGAUCUCUCCAGCCGGCUGCUUGCAAUUCUCGCUCGUCUUGCGAACGGGCAAAAGGUCAGCUCCCAGGCUGGUGUUCCUGCAAUACAUGGUCGCACUAGCUAUCGUUGAGGGCAUACUGGACCUCCCAGGCUGCAGCGACCUUCCAGUGCGCCUGAAAUGGCCAAACGAUCUCUAUGCGGACAUGGGCGUCGACGCACCUGUUCGGUACCAGAAAUUGGGCGGCAUUCUUGUCAACUCGAGCUUUGCCGAUGACGACUUCACUCUCAUCGUCGGCUGUGGGAUUAAUGUCUUCAAUGAAAGGCCAACAACUUCAAUAUCUGCUUUGCUCCGAAAGCACAAUCUUAGCGUCGCCGCGACGAUUACCAUGCCGGAAGUUUUGGCAGCAAUACUCUGCAAAAUCGAGGCGAAAUGGGAUUUCUAUUUUUCUCUCUGGCGGCCUCUCGAGCCUUUUAUACAAGCUUACACGCAGCAUUGGCUUCACACCGACCAAAUUAUCACCCUCGAAGAGACGGGUCAGCGCCUACUCAUCAAGAGUAUCACGCAAGAUUAUGGUCUGCUCCAUACUGAAGUCAUGGAUGGAAGAGAGAGGACGCCGGCGGCAGCUUUCGCAGAUUUGCAGCCCGAUGGCAAUUCAUUCGACAUGUUACGCAAUCUCGUUCGACGGAAGACAUGA
This is a messenger RNA of Mixia osmundae IAM 14324, 1866 nucleotides long. RefSeq lists its product as uncharacterized. The transcript is spliced from 2 exons. Gene Ontology annotation, molecular function: biotin--[biotin carboxyl-carrier protein] ligase activity. Bases 1 to 1866 code for a protein of 621 amino acids. Gene Ontology annotation, biological process: protein modification process. Gene Ontology annotation, cellular component: cytoplasm. The record is from RefSeq and is a predicted model, not a curated record. NCBI's taxonomy places the organism in Eukaryota, Fungi, Basidiomycota, Mixiomycetes, Mixiales, Mixiaceae.